AUGACUAGUGCAAUUGUAAACGUUUAUAGCAAUGAUCAUAAAUUAAUACGCGGACGUGCUUUACUUGACACUUGUUCCUCUGCCAACUUUGUUACAGAAAAAUUCCCAAACAAACUUGGAUUAGCAAAAAAGAAAUGUUCCAUUCCUGAAGGAGCAAUGAACGAUUUAUCUACUGUAACAAAACAUGUAGUCAAAUUAAAAAUUCGUUCAAUGCAUAAUUCUUUUGAAAAAACUCUUACUUGUUUGACAGUUCCAGAAAUUUCCAAUCUGGUUCCUAACGAAAUACUUUCACGCGAGAAAUUGCGAAUACCCGCAAAUGUACCGUUAGCCGAUCCACAAUUUAAUGUACCUGCACCUGUUGAUUUAUUAAUAGGAGCAGGCCCCACUUUAUCCAUGUUUUACAUAGGGCAGAUCGAUCUUUCUACUUGCGGAGAAGAUUUAUGCGUUCAAAAAACACGUUUGGGUUGGAUAAUUGGUGGAACUCCGGGUAGUUCGAAAAUGCAUAAUAAUCUAGUAAAUUGUCAGAUAACUGAGUUACAAGAUAGUGUUAACCGAUUUUGGGAAAUUGAAGAAGGGCAACCUCAAAAUCACUUCUCAGCUGAAGAACUAGAAUGCGAUAAGCACUUUCAGCAAUAUAUUACGCGCAAUAAAUCGGGUCGUUACAUCGUAGCUCUGCCGUUUAAAAACAAUAAAGAAGCAUUAGGUGAAUCGCAGUCUAAGGCAUUAAAAUGUUUAAAAUCAUUAUUUUACAAAUUCACAAAAAAUCCUAAUUUAGAAGUCAAAUACAGACAGGUCUUAGACGAAUAUGUAACAUUAAAUCACAUGACCGAAAUCACCGACGGCAUUGAUGGAGACGGUUUUUAUUUACCCCAUCACGCGGUAAUUAAGGAAAACAGCUUAUCUACUAAGCUACGCGUAGUUUUCAACGGGUCUGCUAAAACAAAUACCGGCCUGUCACUUAAUGACAAACUUAUGGUAGGGCCUACUAUUCAAAGCGAUAUAGUCUCCCUAAUCCUCAAAUUUCGCUUGCAUAAUUAUGUUAUAACAGCUGAUAUUGAGAAGAUGUACAGACAAAUUCACGUACGACCAGAAGAUCGAAAGUAUCAACGCAUUCUUUGGGGGACGUGA
Messenger RNA from Belonocnema kinseyi, 1128 nucleotides. RefSeq lists its product as uncharacterized. Lineage: Eukaryota; Metazoa; Arthropoda; Insecta; Hymenoptera; Cynipidae. The record is from RefSeq and is a predicted model, not a curated record. Bases 1 to 1128 code for a protein of 375 amino acids. The transcript has a single exon.